AUGGUCAAAUCCUACGACCGUUACGAGCAGGAUGCCUGCUUUGGUGUCAUUGGCGGCACAUCCAAUACGUUAUGGCUCCCGCCUGCCCCUACCCAGUCGUCAAAGUCCGUGGGACGUGCUGUACUGGGAGGUCUAGAAGAGAUCUUGAUUUGGGACAUCAAAACCGGAGAACUCAUGACCAGAUUGAAAGAUGGUUUGACUCCAGGUGCUUCGAAUGCCCCUACAUCUUCUCCACCAGCCACUGUUGUCGCUUUGGCCUUCCACGAACCCACAAAUAUUAUAGCAGCUGGACACAGUGAUGGUAGUAUCAAGGUAUGGGACUUGACUUCAGGUUCCGUCAUGGUGACCUUUUCUGGCCAUCGCUCAUCCAUCAGCGUUUUGCAAUUUGACAGAACGGGAACAAGAGUCAUUUCAGGCUCGGCUGACUCCUCCAUUAUUAUGUGGGAUUUGGUUGGUGAAGAAGGCUUGUUCAAGUUGAAGGGCCACAAGAAACCCGAGAAAAAACAGGACGACGAGUUCGAAGACUACAUUGUUUCUGUGUCCAAGGACGGUUUAGUUAAAUUGUGGGACACAUCUUCAAGACAGUGUGUGGAAACCCACUUGGCCCACUCUGGAGAAUGUUGGUCUCUUGGCCUCAAUUCUCUCCAGGACAUGCUCAUAACAUGCGGCAGCAAAGACCAGGUGAAGGUCUGGGAAUUGGACUUAUCCAAGGAAGACGGCCAAAAAAUCACCAGUAAGGGCGAGUUUGAAAAGCAGAGCAAAGGCAGAUGCACCAAUAUUGAGUUCACAACCAUCAAAGACUCUUCCAGCGCCUACGAGGUUUUCUAUCUCCAGAAUGCCGACAGAACGACGGAGAUCUACAGAAUACGGUCUGCUGAAGAAAUCAAAAAGGGUAUCGCCAAGAGAACCAAGCGUCUCACCGGAAAAGGCCUUGACGAGGACGAAAUCCUUCAGUCCCUCCGUGAAUCUGAAAUCAGCAUGCUCAUCACGCCCUUGACCACGGUCAGAACAAUCUCCAAAAUCAAGUCGUGCGUGUGGGUCCAGUCCUCCAGAAAGAAGAUGGACUUACUUAUAUCAUUGACAAACAACAGCAUCGAAUAUCAUAGCAUUGCGCUCCCUGAGCAGAUCAGGAAAGCUCAGGUCGGGGAGCUCCACUCCGUCAAGGUUCAUGCCAUUGACCAUCAGGGUCACCGAACUGACAUCAGGGCCAUGGAUCUUUCUGAAGAUAACCGUCUUUUGGCUACCGCCUCAAAUGGCGAACUCAAGAUCUGGAACGCCAAAACAGAAAACGUUUUACGUACAUUCACGCUUGAAAGCGGCUACGCCUUGUGCUGUAAGUUCCUUCCUGGUGGCACAUUGGUUGUUGUUGGGUACAAGAACGGUGAUCUUGAGCUCUACGAUCUCGCAUCCUCAUCAUUAAUAGACAGAGUCGAAAGAGCCCAUGAGAACCAAUCUGUGGUUGUGAACGGAAAAGCCGACGAUAACCGCUCGGCUAUCUGGUCUAUGGACCUCACGCCAGACGGGAAGACAUUAAUUACGGGAGGAAACGAUAAGACAGUGAAGUUCUGGAACAUCAAGGUCAGCCAGGAGUUGGUCGCUGGUACGGGUAACACUGUCUCCACAUUGAAGCUCCAACAUACCCAGACACUUGAAUUGCCAGAGGAGGUUUUGUGUGUGAGAGUUUCACCAGACUCUCGUUUACUUGCCGUUUCGUUGUUGAACAACAACGUUCAAGUUGUGUUUAUGGACUCUUUGAAAUUGUUCCUCACUCUUUACGGCCACAAGUUGCCUGUGCUUUCCAUCGAUAUCUCGCAUGACAGCAAAAUUAUCAUCACUUCCUCCGCAGACAAGAACAUCAAGAUCUGGGGUUUGGACUUUGGUGACUGCCACCGCUCCAUCUUUGGUCAUCAGGACUCCAUCAUGAACGUUCGUUUCAUUCCAGAAAGUCACAACUUUUUCUCGUCCGGCAAGGACGGUAUGAUCAAGUACUGGGAUGGUGACAAGUUCCAGUGUAUUCAGAAGCUUCCUGCUCACCAGAGCGAAGUAUGGGCUCUCUGUGUCAGUCGAAGCGGUACAUUUGUCGUUUCCACUUCACAUGACCAUUCCAUCAGAAUAUGGAGUGCCACGAACGACCAGGUGUUCUUGGAAGAAGAGCGUGAGAAGGAGAUGGACGAGCUUUACGAGAAUGAGGUUUUGGACUCUUUGGAGGCCGUGGAUACGAAAGGUGGAAAAGCUGAAGACGACGAUGAAGAGGAGGGUGAUGGUGUUGAGCAGGUGACCAAGCAAACGACGGAAACUCUCAAGGCUGGUGAAAAGCUCAUGGAGGCUCUAGAUAUCGGUAUUGAGGAUUUGGACGCUACCGAGGCAUACGAGUUGCAAUUGCAGCAAUUCAAAUCCAAGAAGCCCGGUGUGAUGAACCCACAAAAACCCACGCCCCACUCCAUCUUGCUUGCCUUUGGUGUCACUGGAAGCGAGUAUGUGCUCAACACCAUGACCAAGAUCAGAGCAGCCCAGAUCGAAGAUGCGCUUCUUGUGAUGCCGUUCUCCUACGUUCUCAAGCUUCUCCGUUUCAUUGAGAUCUGGACCAACAAGGACAACAUCACGAAGAACCUUGUGAACCUCCAGUUGAUCUGCAAGGUGCUCUUUUUCGUGGUGAGGACCAACUCCAAAGAGCUCACAAAUCAGCGUGAUCCAAAGAUCAAGACGCAUCUUUUGAAGGUGAAGGAGCAGCUUCGAGGCGAAUUGGCCACGGCGUCGAACCAGCUUGGUUACAAUACGCAAGGGUUGGUGUUCAAACGCAACCAGUGGAAGCUUGAGCACGAGACAGAGUUUAUUGAUGAGGCUGAGCAGAGAGAGCAUGAAGAGAAGCGUGCGGUGAAGAGAACCUUUGCCACUGUUUAA
This is a messenger RNA of Candidozyma duobushaemuli, 2901 nucleotides long. RefSeq names its product snoRNA-binding rRNA-processing protein (gene DIP2). The transcript has 2 exons. The record is from RefSeq and is a predicted model, not a curated record. Bases 1 to 2901 code for a protein of 966 amino acids. Gene Ontology annotation, cellular component: small-subunit processome; Pwp2p-containing subcomplex of 90S preribosome. NCBI's taxonomy places the organism in Eukaryota, Fungi, Ascomycota, Pichiomycetes, Serinales, Metschnikowiaceae. Gene Ontology annotation, biological process: maturation of SSU-rRNA. Gene Ontology annotation, molecular function: snoRNA binding; protein binding.